AAAUAUUAUCAAAUGAUUUUAUUCCUAAAGCCGGGUACACACACCAAAAAAAAUUAACAUCUUAAGAAGAUGAGAUCCCACGCACGAUGAGGGGGAAAAAUGGAUUUGUGUGCUUACUUCUCUUAUCGCGUGUGGAUAAUCUAUCAGAGACAUCCAAGAAUCGGGCCUUUGAUCGCAACUGGGGUAAAAUGCACAAACUGACUUUUUGGAUUGUAUUGUUUGUACUUCAUCGUAAGAGCUAUAAUCCAAAUGCAGCUGCACAUUUGAUGCACUUCAGAUGACUCCUCCUCCUCUGAAGAAGAAAGAACUCCAUCCUGUGUCCUUUCUGGACUUGCUUAAGACACCCUUGAUCAGGAGGAACACGCUCAUUUGAAUUUAUGCCUGGCAAGUUAGUUUGAUGAUCUUCGUGGUUGGACCGGAUUCCUUUCUCCAGUCAUGUAGAUGCCUUAAUUACCCCUCUGGAGGUUUUCAAGCAGUCGUGUGUUCUAUGGUCUGGUUUUGCAUCUGGGGAUCACUGGCGACAACCACUUCUUGGACUUCUUCAUCUCGUCGGUGGUGGAGCUCCCCACGGGCCUCGUUUUCUACCUGCCGGUCGACAGAAUUGGCCGCCGGUCCCUCUUAGCCGCGACCAAUUUAAUCGGAGGCCUCGUCCGCCUCGCCGCGCCCUUCGUUUCCUCAGGUUUCCUGGUUGAAAAAACCCAUGGCGUUCAUUGGGCGGCUCGCUAUUGCGACCGCAGUGGAGACGCUCAGCUUUGCUAACACAGAGCUGUAUCCAACCACUCUGAGGUGUGAAAUUGAUGAUUGUGGAUGUUUGUCACACACCUACCGCAAGACAAGACGAACAAAGUGCAAGGUGUAUGCUGUCAAAAUGAAACACGGUAAAGGAUGAGGGACGGUUCUCCGUAAGCCUGAAACCAAAAGUGACCUCAUCCAGCCAACAAUUUUCCAUCGAACAGCAUGAUGCAGUGGACCGCUGAAAUACCAAAUCUAAUAGAACCGGAAAAUGCAUUGAUCGAUUCACAGACCAAAGAACUGUUUUUAAUUUUGCCGUUCCCAUCCUUGAGCCUUCAUCGUGACAUUUGUGAGUGUAGGUGGUAUCAACAAAUCGCAAUUUGCUUUAUUUACUCAUUAAGCUACUACUUGCAUGACCAUGUCUUUUUGCAUAGAAAUCUGGGCGUGUCCGUGUGUUCAUCAGCCUGUGACGCCGGGGUCAUUGUGGCCCCGUUGCCGCUCUACAGGCUGGCAAGGAUCUGGCAGGUCGAAAAGGUUUUACCAAACUGAUACCGGGUUCUUGACAGGCGCCAUACAUAAAUAAAUGAGACAGCACCAUAAAUCCUGCGUUUUUGUUGUUGAAGGGUUGGUGACACUGUUGCCAGAAAUGAAGGGAGUCGUGCUACCAGAGACCAUCCAGGACCUGGAGAAUCUAAGAAGAAAACAAAACCAAUCCAAGGAAGCGAACGUCUCAAUGACGUGACGAAAGGAGGGAGUCUCAAGAAGAUAAGAUUUUUGCAUCCUUCUAUAUUUAAGGCCCUCUUGGAAUGUAGACAAACGUCUCCCAGGGAAUUUGCCCAAUUGAGCUCCAGUCCAAAGCACGUAUCCUUGACUGAUGGGAGAUCCUAAAUCGCUAAGCUUUUUUGGCUAUCUAAUGUGUCCAAGGCGUCUAACUUUGAUCAUUUCAAGGAUUUCCAGUGGGGCCUAUUCAUUUCCACUUGGAGCUUAAUUUAUUGCGUUUACGAGGCCUGUCCCUCUAGUGUUCGGAGAACAAAUUAGGAGGGGCUAGAUAUUGAUGUAUGACAUCAGCGCUCAUCUGUUACUUUAUCAUUGUUGCUCAUUUUUUGAAUCAUGUCUAUUUUAGAAGUGCCAAUAAAGUGACUUGCGAGAUUAAGCCCAUCUUUUUUAGCAUCUGCCUUCUUUGCCUUUUUUUUCUACCAUCCAGACAACAAUACCAGCGAUUGUUGAAGGACGUCCAUUUGUUACACUGUAUAUCUAAUUGAUGCGUGUUUUUGUUCAAGCUUUUUGUCCCGGUGAACGUUUACCCAGAAAAGGCCGAGGGCGGCCAACAAAAGCUGCCCCACAUACGUCGUGUCGACUGAAUGAGACGACCUGUACGCGUUAGCUAUGCCGAAGAUCACUGACGAAGAACGGGAAAAACUGGCCCACGUCAUCAGACGGUGGAACAACAACAGACUGGACUUGUUUGAAAUAAGCGAACCGGACGCAAAUCUGGUGUUCCAAGGCGUGAUGCGGUUCUACUUAGAAGAUCGCGCCGGCCGAAACAUUGCGACCAAAUGCCUGCGUUUUUGCAGCGAAGCUUCGACCAGCGUGGUGGUCGAAGCUCUAGCCGAGAAAUUCCGUCCAGAUAUGAAAAUGCUGAGCACUUGUUAUUCCUUGUACGAGAUCCACGGCAAUAAAGAACGUCAACUGGACCCGGAUGAGAGACCUUUGGCGGUUCAGUUAAACUGGAACUCGGAUAACCGAGAAGGACGCUUCGUGCUCAAGCAAAGCAAGGAGACGACCGAGGAGAGCUGUCACAUCAAGGAAAAGGCGGGCGUGAUUCAAACCUUCAAGAGGACUUUAUCGAGAAAAGACAAGAAAAACAAAAACAAAGUGUCUGACAGGCCUGCGGGGGAUGAGAACAGCGCAAGUCAAAAGCCACUGAAUGGCAAUCCAGACGCACCGGAACAGUCCAAAGGAAAGACAAGGCAAGGAGAGCGGACGGUUGACACAAACAGCCCCCCGCCUGACCUCUUCGACCAGCUUGGUUUACCACUUGGAAUUCAGCUCAGCGAUCACACCGAGGAAGCCUUCCUGGCGGCGGUCAUAAAUUACGCCAACAGCUCCACGGUUCACUUCAAGCUCUCGCCGGCGUACGCCCUCUACGCCGCAGGCCGCUUCGCACUGCAACGUCCGCACGCGUCGACGGGCUGCAUAACCUCCGUGGCGGACAAAAUGGUGGCCCUGACAAGCGAGGUCAUCCAGAGGCAGCAGGAUAUCGCCGGAGCUCUCGCCUUCUGGAUGGCGAACGCUUCGGAGCUGCUAAACUUCUUCAAACACGACAAGGACCUCAGCGGGCCCACGCGGCAAUGUCAGCUGCAUCUGUCCCGGCUGGUGCACAAAGCUUACACUCACCUGAUUCAGUGUGUACAGAUCGAGCUAAGCAAGUAUUUGCCAACCUUUUUGAUUGAUCCUGAGCAACUUGGUCCUCUUCCUGCUGGCAUAGAGAUGGUGAUGAACACUUUGAUGAACACCAUGUCGCUGUUACGCCGCCACCAAGUCAACCCGGCCCUCGCCAUUCAGCUCUUCUCCCAGCUCUUCCACUUCAUCAGCACCUGGCUCUUCAACCGCCUGAUGAACCUCGACGCCAGCGCCCCGGGCCUGCGCUCCCACUACUGGGGGUCGGCUCUCCGUCAGAGGUUGAGCGGCAUCGAAGCCUGGGCGGAGAGGCAAGGCCUGGAGCUGGCUGCCGAUUGCCACCUGGGACGCGUCAUCCAGGCAACAAUGCUCCUGACCAUGAACAAAUACACCUUGCAAGAUGUGAAAGAGAUCCAGAACACCUGUUUCAAGUUGAAUUCACUGCAGCUGCGGGCUUUGCUAGCGGGAUACUUUUACGCACCCAAUGAGCCUCGCAUCCCAGCGGAUUUGAUCGAUGCCGCGGCGGCGGCCGCGGAGGCUUCGGCGGACAACCUGAUUCGGCAGGAAGGCCGAGACAUCCGGAUGGAGGAGGACCUCGACCUCCGCCUGCCCUUCCUGAUGCCGGAUGGCGGAUAUUCCUGUGACGGCGUGACAGGAAUCCCUCCUGGCUUUCGCGAGUUUCUGGAGCCCAUUUGCCAGAGAGGUCUCUGCCAUUUAACCUCCCAGCAGAACCCGAAAGGUGAUUGGACCAUCUUCUUCACUGAACCAGGAACUCCAUACUUGGACAACCAGAGAGAGCCAGAGACUCUUACGGUCACCCUGAAGAAACCUCUCAACAGUGGCAUGGGGGUCAGCAUUGUGGCUGCCAAGGGAGCAGGCCAAGACCACCUUGGGAUUUACAUCAAGUCGAUUGUCAAGGGAGGACCGGCUGAGAUGAACGGCCUGCUGACGCCGGGCGACCAGCUGCUCAGCGCGGACGGCCAAAGCCUGCUCGGCCUCAGCCAGGAAAGGGCGGCAGCGAUCAUGAUGCAAACCGGCCCUAUUGUGACCUUAGAAGUGGCGAAGUUUGGCGCCAGCUACCACGGCCUCGGUGCUCUGCUGGGCGAUCCCGCCCCCGCUGGGACUGCAGAGGGGGAUAACAGCCACGUCGAAGCAAACCGCAAGGAGAUGCUUCUGUACCCUGUCGAGGAUCCCGGUCUAUCGGAGCAGCCCGAGGGUCGGCGCAGCCGCGGCGGGAAAAUGAAAGUGCAGAUCAUGCAGAAGAACAGGCAAUUUUAUCGCUCCAACCCCAACAUGGCCGAUUUCGCCCUGGAGGAUGGAGAUGAGCUCGCCAAUCGAGACGUGCGAGCGAACAAGUCGGUUUCCAACCUUUGCGCUGAUACAUUUCACCGAGAAUAUCUGACGCUCCCAACCCCGAAAUCUCAGGACAAAAACACAUCUGCAUCCGGUCGACCGCGGCAAAUGUUUCAGGUGUCUCUGAGGCCUUUGGCAGGACAGAGUUCUGUCCACAAAAGGACCUUGAUGCGUCAAGCUCUGUCACAGGAGAACUUGCGCGUGGACACAGGAGGCCCCCUGCUGGACACAAGUCAAACUAUCUGGCAGGGCCUGGGCACCAAGCAAAACUACCACUCGCACCUUCCGAUUCGCCCUAGCUUCUCCACUCAAAACAUCCUCGCUGACAACUGCUGUCCGGUCAAAGGGCAGCAGGGAACCCGCGCCGGAGUCUGGAGGACCCCCUUUUCGCAACAGCCCACGCCGAUCCCCUCGAUCCAGCCCGUACGCAUCGACAUCCCUGUGACCGGGGGCAUCGUUUCUCACGCCAAUCCUCCGCUGACCACAUUCCAACACCGUUCCUGUCUGGUGACACACCUCAAAGUAAACGGACACUCGAAUCAAAGGAGCCCGAAACCUGCCACCAGCUACGCGUGUCCCGUCCCUGCCGCCAAGCAGCGACCACGGACCUCGCGGCUAUCCCAGCAACACGCGGCAAAACCUCAAGUGAGCAUCACUCCGACUAAGCACGUUUCCUUCCAAGAACCGCCGAGCCAACAGGGGCAAAACGCUGGUCCGGUAGAGCCCAAAGACCUCCGGGAACCAAACGAGAAGCCAAAGCUGAACGAGGUCGAGCUCCUGGAGCGGGAGGUGAGGGCGCUUCAGGGCAAGGCCGAGCGCAGCGCUCGGGAGACCGAGCGACUUGGCAAUCUGAGUCUGGAGUGGCAGUUUCAGAAGAGGCUGCGAGAGAUCCAGCAACGGGGGGAGGACGAGGACGACGAGGACUUGGACAUGAUGGUGAUGAUACAAGAGCUGGAGAAAAGAGCUCAGAAAAAGAGAAGCCCACCAGGGAAUGCAAAUGACAAUUUGAAAGAGCAGACUAAAAGUCUUGCCACCACCCCAAAGGUUGAGAAAACAGAUGAUAUAUUAAGUGGACGGCUACAGGACAACAUGGUGUUUGCAGAGUGCCGGGAAGACAAAACACAGAAGAUGUCAGCCCCCGAGAAGCUGCCAUUCAAGGAGCGCCAGCGUCUGUUUUCUCUGGCAUCCAGUGCAUAAUUGGAGGCUGACGCCUCGACAAACAUUUCAUCCAUCCAUUUUGUGUAUAAAAAAAAAAAAUCCCCAUACAAAGAUAUGUCAAUACAGAUGUUAGGCUUAGACCCAAGGGUUAAGGUUAGGGUUAGACCCUAACCUAACCCUAAAACAUGUUAGACUUUUACUAUGGCACUACACUUGAUCUUCGUAUCCGUCAACGUCCCUUUCUUAAUAGCUUGAUCCAAUCUAAUGUCUCAAUUGUGUUCUCAAAUAAAGCAUUAAAUCUA
Molecule: messenger RNA, 5945 nt
Organism: Phycodurus eques (leafy seadragon)
Lineage: Eukaryota; Metazoa; Chordata; Actinopteri; Syngnathiformes; Syngnathidae
Product: afadin
Exons: 27
Coding region: 2119-5682 (1187 amino acids)
Biological process (GO): signal transduction; regulation of protein localization
Cellular component (GO): adherens junction
Molecular function (GO): cell adhesion molecule binding
Source: RefSeq, a predicted model, not a curated record